Messenger RNA from Scutellospora calospora, 414 nucleotides. Lineage: Eukaryota; Fungi; Glomeromycota; Glomeromycetes; Diversisporales; Gigasporaceae. The record is from the annotation of a GenBank genome assembly.
AUGUCUUUUGAUAAAUCUAUUAAAGAUUUUACGAAUAAUAAAGUAAAAGAUUUAAAAAAGAAAGAAUGGAUUAAAAACAAUAAGGAAUUUAAACUUAGUAUUGAUCCUUUGGGGUGUUAUGUUAAUGCUGAAGAUUUAAAAUUACAUAUUUAUAAAUCUUAUGAAGAUUAUUAUUAUAACCCUUUAUCUUUUAUAGAUAUUGAUCCACAUAACGAAUAUUUGGAACAAGAUUAUCAAACAAUUUAUGAGGAAUUAAUUGAUUAUAUUAAAGAUCAUGUUGAAGAAUGGAAGAUUGAAUUGGAAGGAACAUUGGUUGUUAUUAAACAUAUUUCAGGAAAGAAACAUUAUAAGGAAGGAUUUGAUAAAGAUGUUUGGGAUGAAAUUAAACAAAUGAUAAAUCAAGAAAAUAAUUGA